AUGGCGGUGCAUCCGUUCAUCCAUCCUGUCAAAGGCGUUGAAUGGCUUGAGAUCGAAGGUGAGAAUCACGUCGAUGAUGAGGUGUUCCAAUCAGCUGGCACAAUCGCCAUUGCCAAAGCACAAAGAUCAGCCCGCGGCACGUGCGGAAAAACAAUGCGCAGCAGGCGCACAGCGAUGGUGACAUCAUCUGGUCACGCAUUCGCUGACGCAGAAGUGUCCUAG
Messenger RNA from Cladocopium goreaui, 222 nucleotides. Lineage: Eukaryota; Dinophyceae; Suessiales; Symbiodiniaceae. The record is from the annotation of a GenBank genome assembly.